This is a messenger RNA of Xiphophorus hellerii (green swordtail), 1852 nucleotides long. RefSeq names its product translation initiation factor IF-2-like. The record is from RefSeq and is a predicted model, not a curated record. The transcript is spliced from 7 exons. Gene Ontology annotation, molecular function: protein binding. Lineage: Eukaryota; Metazoa; Chordata; Actinopteri; Cyprinodontiformes; Poeciliidae. The coding region runs from base 59 to 1852 and encodes 597 amino acids.
ACACACACACACACACACACUCCGAUACAGCGACAGAAGCUGCGCUGCGCCCGUCACCAUGCCUGUGCGACAGAAAGAUGCCCAGCGGGCCCUGGAGCUGCUCCAGCAGUACCGGGUCAAACUGAACCAGAGACAGCAGAACCAGAGUCGGAGCAAACAGGGUUCUGCAGAGGAGGACCGUCAGCUGACGCAGUCUUUGGACCGAGUCAUCAACGUCUUCCAAAGUCAACUCUUCAGCGCUCUUCUUGAUAUACAGGAGUUCUACGAGGUGACAAUCCUGCAGGACACUCAAUGUUCUGAGAAACUUCCAGCUCCAGCAGAACAAUCACCAGUAAGUCCUUCGAGUCCCCCUGCCUCUGGAGAACCAUCCAAACCUAGCAAGACCAAGUCUAUCAAAUCCACCUCCCUACCUAACCAAGAUGGAGCGCCUACAAAAGCAUCAUCUUCUCCUACAAGACAGCCCAGCAUACCACAGUCUCACCCCGCCAAAGUAAAGUACCGUGCUCCUCCUCCACCAGUCCAACCAGAAAGCUCUAAGUCUGCAGAGCUGGUUAUUUCCAAACCCUCUUCACCCUCUGCUGCCUCGCCUUCCAGUGUUACUGUCAGCAGUGUGGAAACUCCCAGUGUUCCCACUAAACCAUCUCAAAAUGGAACCAACUCGCAUGCCACUGACGCAAAGUCACAGAGUACAACAAACCCAAAAAACCCAGCUGCCUCUAAAGACCUGAAUCUGGUGACUGUCUCUGCGCUCGUCUCCAGCACCAUCCAGGGUCUUGUGUCACCAACCACUCCAGAUAUAGCUACUCCUACUAGCAUCACUCCAACCAUCAGUCCCAGUCUAAAUACAGGCUCGGGAGCUGGUGUUUUUGCAGCUGCUUCCAUCAGUAAAGAUCCAGGAAAGAGCGUCAUCAAUGCAAGUAAAAGUCCAACGAGCCCCAGUCAUGGAAAAUUCUCAUUCGAGAGCAAAAGUCCAACAAGUCCUUCAGCAAAGCAAAGCAAAGGACUUCCUCUUAGUCCAACCAGCCCUGGGCGGGGAAAGGCUACCAGUGAUAGCCCCGGCUACGGACCAACCCGCUCCAAGUCGCCCGCAGCCCCACUGGCCACAAACAGGAAGUAUCGAUAUCAAGAAGAGGAAGGGGCUUCAACAGGUGCCCCAAGACUCCACCAUCACACCUGCCAUCAGCAUCCAAUGGGAAUAGCCGGAGAGAUAACGGAUGGAGAGACCCUGGGGAGGGAUGGAGGGACCCUGGGGAGAGAUGGAGGGACCCUGGGGAGGGAUGGAGGGACCCUGGGGAGGGAUGGAGGGACACUGGGGAGGGAUGGAGGGACUCUAGGAAGAAGUGGAGGGACACUCGGGAGGCAGGGAGGGACGCUAGGCAGGGACAGAGGGACUUGGAGGCGAGGUGGAGGCGGCAUCGGGAGCAUGGAGCGAGAACGGGACCGAUCCCUGGGGAGGGACGGCUCCCUCGGUCACCACGGUGACCUGCGUGGGGCGGAGCUGGUGCAGGUGGCGGAGCGGCAGCUUUCCCAUAUCCAACAUGUCCACGGAUACGUCACUCAUACACACAUCGCACCUACUCAGGUAGAAUCACCCGAGGCACCAUUUGAUGAGGAGGUGUGGCCUCACUCAGAAGGCGAGAGGCUGAAUGAAGUUCCAGCUCCGCCUUUCUCCUCCUGUAUUCACAAGCCACUCCUACUAUCAGACGAGGUGCAAAGAGGAAGCAGGAGAGACGGGAAUCUGGAAGCUCUGGGAAGUGGAUUCUUGACGUUUUCACCUGGGAUGAUGGAAACAUUCAUGAACAACAGCAGGCAACCAGGUGGACAAAUGUCCGCCUCGGUUCUUCAAAUCUGA